This is a messenger RNA of Malus domestica (apple), 1390 nucleotides long. RefSeq lists its product as uncharacterized. Lineage: Eukaryota; Viridiplantae; Streptophyta; Magnoliopsida; Rosales; Rosaceae. The record is from RefSeq and is a predicted model, not a curated record.
GGAAAAUAGAUUAUGAAGCCUACAACCUCGUCGAUUCAUAGAAAAAUCUUUACAGUCCAUUCACCCAUCCGUGCAAAGAUUAAAAUACCAAAUUUCACACUCCCCAAAACAAAAGAAGAAGAAAACAAAAGGAAUUGAAAGCUAACACAGAGCUCUCCAUAGUCACCCAUUUUCCAGAGAGAAAGACAGAAAGCUGCUUUCGUUCUUCUGAAAAGCCUGAGGAAACCAGACCCAAAUCUAUCGUUGAUUCGGAUUGUUAUUCGGAUUGGACGGAAAUGAAGCUCUCUGCAAAACCCAUGUCGAGUCCGGGUCGGACGGACAAGUUCCCGCCGCCGUUGGUGAGGUUUCUGAGGACCAACGUCGGGAGCAGAAGCAGAGCCCGGGUGCGUUCGAGCCCAAUGUUCGUGAGGAAGAAGAACACACCCGCCGUUGAAACACAAGAGCCGUCGUCUCCUAAAGUCACGUGCAUGGGGCAAGUCCGAGUCCGGAGGUCCUCCAAGCAAGGCGGUUCGCGGCCCCGGCGAGCUAGAGGAACUACCGGAGCUCCUUCCCGACGGCGAUGCAAAUGGAUCCGAACCGCCCUGUUUUCCCGCCAUUUUCCCGGGAAAAUCAAGGCCAAGUCUUUUCGACCCGUCUGGCGCAAAUGGGUACCUUUUUUCCAACUGGGUUUUUGCAGAAAGGGAGAAGUCAAAAAGGACCCACCAAAGAUUGAAUCGAAAUUUGAAGACCCAAUUGAAGGUCGUUCAGAUGGGGAAGAUUUUGGCGAAGAACAAGGAGACCAAGAAUUCGAAAGAAAGGAGAAAGCUUUCGUCGUUUCUCCUUCUUUGUCCACGCCGCCGAGGAACGCCUUGCUGUUAACCCGAUGCAGAUCUGCGCCUCACAGGUCAUCGUCUCUGGCGAGCAGAUUUUGGGGUUCGCCGGUGAGAGCCGAGGAAACAGAGGAAGAACAGAAACCCACGUCGGAAAGGCAGUCGAUUUCGGAUGAGGAAGCGAGAUUGGAGUCGGAGAGCGAAGAAAAGUUGGAAUUUUUCAGGGAAUUGGAGGGCGAAAUUCGAGAAAGAAUGGCGAAAUCGGCGAGCAUCGAAGAUAAAGACGGAGACUUCGGCGGGUCGGCUCGGCCGCUGAUACUGACGAGGUGUAAAUCGGAACCGGCGAGAACCGCGGCGGAGAAGCUCGACCCGGAGUUGGGUUUCUGGAAAACGAGAAGGUUGGGAAUUGUUGAUUCAUGCUCACCGAGUGUUUUGUAAUUAAUUAUUAGUUGUUAAUUAGUCUCAUUAGUGUUUAAUUCGUUUUUUAAUUUUUUGGUAGCUGAAUUAAUGAAAAUUUAUUGAUGAUAGUUGUCUGAUACCGUAAUUUUAUAGUGAUUAAAUAUUGAAAGUGUGUAUAUUCA